AUGACUAACCCCGACGCCGUCAGAGACAAAUUCUACCGUGACCUGCACGCCCUCUUGGCGACUGUGUCGAAGGCGAACAAGUUGAUUGUCCUUGGUGACUUUAACGCCCGCGUCGGCACAGACCAUACUGCCUGGAGAGGAGUGCUGGGUCCUCACGGUCUCCGCGGCUCAAUCCUGUCGAACACGUUCCUCUGUCUGCCGGAGCGAGAGAAGGCCACCUGGAGGCAUCCUCGGUCGCGUCAGUGGCACCUGCUGGACUAUGUCCUCGUCCGGAGGCGAGACCAGCGGAACGUGCUGGUGACAAGGGCGAUUGCGGGCGCUGACGGGUGGACCGACCAUCGCCUCGUCAUCUCGAAGAUGCGUAUUCACCUACAGCCUCGCAGGAGGCCACAAGGUAAGCGACCCCCAGGCAAGCUGGAUGUUGCCUUGUUGUCUUUGCCCGCUCACCAUUUUCAUUUCAGCAAUGAGCUAGCUCUACAGCUAGACAACCUUCCAAUCGCUGCCGCCGACGACGCUGCCGCUGCCGAGAACGCCUCCGUGGAGAACCGCUGGUGUUAACUGCGAGACACGGUCCAGUCGCCGGGGCUCGCCGUCCUCGGUCGCGCUCCCCGCCAACAUCAGGACUGGUUCGACGACAACGACGCCGCCACCAGCAAUCUGCUUGCCGAGAAGAAGCGCCUACACAAAGCCUGAACGGCUGACAAAGCUGAGGAGAUCCAAGGCUACGCAGACGUCAACGAGUGGAAGAACUUCUUCUCUGCGAUCAAAGCUGUCUACGGUCCGCCGACGAAGGGCACUGCUACUCUCCUCAGCGCCGACGCAACACUCUCCUGACUGAGAAGACACAAAUUCUACAGAGCAUUUCCGAGGCUUCCUCAACCGCCCCUCCGCCAUCUCCGACGUCGCCAUCGCCCGUUUGCCGCAAGUGGAGACCAACGUGGACCUCGACCUCCCGCCAUCUCUCCAGGAAACGAUCAGGGCCGUGCAGCAGCUCUCCAGCGGGAAAGCACCCGGAUCGGACGCAAUCCCUGCUGAGGUCUACAAGCACGGAGGUCCCCAACUAAUGGAUCACCUGACUGCGCUCUUCCAGGAGAUGUGGCGCCAAGGUGAAAUCCCGCAAGAUUUCAAAGACGCAACCAUCUUGCAUCUCUACAAGCGAAAAGGAAACAGCCAUGUCUGCGACAAUCACCGGGGUAUCUCCUUGCUAAACAUCGCCGGGAAGAUCUUCGCUCGCAUUCUCCUCAAUCGUCUGAAUAAUCAUCUGGAACAGCGCCUUCUAACGAAAUGCCAUUGCGGCUUCCGUCGUCAUUGUGGGACCACGGAUAUGAUCCUCGCCGCCCGUCAACUUCAGGAGAAGUGUCAGGAGAUGCGGACCCACCUGCACUCUACCUUCGUGGACCUGACGAAAGCCUUCGACACGGUGAAUCGUGAAGGACUGUGGAAGUUCAUGCAGAAAUUCGGCUGUCCGGAGCGAUUCACCCAGAUGGUGUGUCAGCUGCACGACGGUAUGAUGGCGCGAGUCACGGACAACGGUGCGGUCUCAGAGGCAUUCGCAGUGACCAAUGGAGUGAAGCAGGUCUGCGUACUGGCGCCUGUCCUCUUCAGUCUCAUGUUCUCUGGCAUGCUGAUGGACGCCUACCGCGACGAACGCCCCGGAAUCCGCAUCGCCUACAGAACGGAAGGUCAUCUCCUGAAUCAACGGCGGAUGCACUUCCAAUCGCGCGUAUCCACAACCGCCGUCCACAAACUCCUCUUCGCCGACGACAGCGCCCUGAACACCACCUCGGAAGAGGAGAUGCAACGGAACAUGGACCUGUUCUCCGCCACCUGCGAGAACUUCGGUCUGGUCAUUAACACGCAGAAGACGGUGAUCAUGCAUCAACCGCCACCCAACGUAGUCACUCCUACCAACGAGCCGCAAAUCAGUGUGAACGGAACCCAACUCCAAGUGGUGGAGAACUUCCCGUACCUGGGCAGCACCCUCUCCCUUAACGCCAAAAUCGAUGACGAAGUCGCCAACAGAAUCUCGAAAGCCAGUCAAGCCUUCGGACGCCUCCAAAGCACAGUUUGGAAUCGCCACGGUCUCCAACUGAGCACGAAGCUGAAGAUGUACAAGGCCGUCAUCCUGCCGACUCUGCAGUACGGAGCGGAGACUCGGACAGUGUACACGAGGCAGGCACGCCGUUUGAACCACUUCCACCUCAGUUGUCUUCGUCAACUCCUGAGGCUGUACUGGCAGGAUCGAAUCUCUGACACUGAUGUGUUGGAACGGACGGGAAUCCUCAGCAUCUACACCAUGCUGAGACAAAUGCAGCUGCGCUGGAGCGGCCACCUGGUGCGUAUGGACGACGAGCGACUACCCAAACGACUCUUCUACGGAGACGUCGCGACGGGUUCUCGCCGCCAAGGAGGCCAAAUUCGCCGAUACUAG
Molecule: messenger RNA, 2431 nt
Organism: Spirometra erinaceieuropaei
Lineage: Eukaryota; Metazoa; Platyhelminthes; Cestoda; Diphyllobothriidea; Diphyllobothriidae
Source: the annotation of a GenBank genome assembly